AUGGCCUACAUCGCCAGGGACGUCGACGACCUGCGCAGGCGCCUGGCCGACGUGCUGACCGCCGCGCCCGCGUGCCCGGAGGGCGUCGGAGCCGCCUCGUCGCUGUUCACCGUGCCCGAGCAGGAAGCCGAUGCGGCGCGGGCGGCGGGGACUCGGAGGUGCAGAUCGAGGAGAGGCAGCUGCCUCGCCCAGGCUCCGAGCUGCGCUCCACGCUGGACUCCCUCUCGAGGACCUUCGACCUGCCAUGGUACGGCCUGCUGGCGCACGCGCCCCCGCCGCCAGUGGACCGGCCCAGCCAGGGGGAGAGCAGCCUCAUCCAGUUGCAGGCCAUCGGCGUCAGCGACGCAGAGGCGGAGCAAAGGAACAGCCCCGCCAAGCAUAACCCUUGGGACGAGGUCCUCAACAAGCAGGGGUAUGGCAUCUUGCGUCCGAGCUCGCAGAUGGAGUCGCACAAUUGGGCCCUGGUGCUGGUCUUCGUUAUCCUCGCCGCGCUGGUUAUCCUUGCGACAGGGGUGGUUGCCCACCCGCUGCCCUCCAAGGCCGAGAAGGUCGAGACGGUCGGCUGCAGGCCCGCGACGAACCGCUGGAGGUCGCAGUUCACGCAGGCGGCCUCGACCGGAUCUCCGGGCGACCACGCCGUCCUCGACCGGGGCGGCCUUCUCGGUACUCUUCUGCUCGCUCCUGGUCACCACGGCGUGCCUGAACUUCUGGCUCGCCUACGCCGGCGUGUCCGUGCUCCACUGGUUCGACCCCGAGACGGCCAGCUCCGUGGACCGCGCCGGCAUCUUCAGCAAUGACUCCAUCAAGACGGCGGCAGCCAUCGGCGUCGCGCUCGCCCCGACCUGCUUCCUCCCGUUCCAGCGCCAGCUGGCGACGCGUCGCAGGCAGUGGCUGCUCCUGGCGUGCAAGAUGUUCCUGCUCUUCGAGAGCCAGUGCAUCAAGAUUCUUGGCACCUACCUGGCAAGCGUCCAGAUGGCCAACAUUGUUGCCCUGAACGCGGACGCCUUCUGGCACAUCACCAGGACGCUGCAGAUGUCGCUCCUGCUCAUCGGGUGCCUCGACGCGUUCGCGGGCAGCUACGUGGAGUCCAUACUGCUGCUGGAGUGGCGGCGGGACCUCAGCCACUACGUCCUCAAAAAGUACAUGGGCUCGCAGGCGUACUACAGGAUGAACUCGAACUCUGGCAAGGACUGGGGACACGAGAUCAGCGCCACCAGGACGAAACUGCCGUUUAAGUGGCCAGCUGGUAAGAUGACUCUUUGCAUGUAUGGUGGGGUACGCCCUCAGGUGGUGACCCUGCUGAGCAGCUCCGUCCUCAUCUGGACCGUCGUGCCUCAGGUGACCGUGAUGCUGCUGAUCUACACAGUGGUCGGCUCCUUGGUGUCGCUCUGGUUCAUUUGGAACUUUGCGGGGAUCACCUACAACAUCCAGAAGUGCGAGGCCGACUACCGCUACUCCCUGAUCCACGUGCGCGAGAACGCCGAGGGUAUCGCGCUCAUGGGCGGCGAGAAGACCGGCGAGGGCGAGAUCCACACGCGCUUCCGGGACCUUAUUGAGGCGCGCAAGCAGAAGAUCUCAUGGGAGAUGAUGUUCUCCUGCUUCUCGUUCGCAUUCACCGCGGGAGGCACCAUCGUUCCGUGCGUGCUGCUGGCGGAGCUGUUCUUCCAGAUGAAGCUCGACGUGGGCAUCGUGGCGCAGGCGGGUCUCAGGAGGACGAGGGGUCUCCACCUUCUCAUUCAUCAACAACUCCGCCAUGACCAUGUCCACGCUCGCGGCGGUCACGAAUCGUAUCGCGGGGCUGCUGCGGAAGAUCGACAACCUCGGUGA
This is a messenger RNA of Prorocentrum cordatum, 1827 nucleotides long. Lineage: Eukaryota; Dinophyceae; Prorocentrales; Prorocentraceae. The record is from the annotation of a GenBank genome assembly.